Molecule: messenger RNA, 2323 nt
Organism: Polistes dominula (European paper wasp)
Lineage: Eukaryota; Metazoa; Arthropoda; Insecta; Hymenoptera; Vespidae
Product: secretin receptor
Biological process (GO): adenylate cyclase-modulating G protein-coupled receptor signaling pathway; cell surface receptor signaling pathway
Cellular component (GO): plasma membrane
Molecular function (GO): G protein-coupled peptide receptor activity; peptide hormone binding
Source: RefSeq, a predicted model, not a curated record
AAAUUAAUAUAUAAAAGUAAAACUAAAAUAUUUCCAACGUUAAAUUUAUUUUCCUAUAAAUCAACCAAUCAGAGGGUAAUCUGGCGGAUAAACUUCUACUUCUUCUUUUUCUUCGAUACUUAUCAGAAUUUAUAAAUGAACGAGACUCAUCGUACACUUUAGUUCAGUAAAAUACUUCACGUGUAUUAAAACAUCAUAUCUUUAUCGUGAAAGAUCGUAUUGACGAUUAUGACAAUGUCAAUGAUGCUUCACUUUCAAUAAUGACGUCUCACUAAAACCAAUCAACAGGAAGUGAAUUAUCCAUUAUACGAAGAAGGAAACAAAAAGAGAAGGAGUCAGAGAGUGAGAGAGAAAGAGAGAAGAAGUAUUCGUGUUUCUAAACGAUAUGGAAGUAGGAAAGGGAAUGAGUUUGACUCAUCAAGAGGAAACACGUGAAGCACAAAGAAGACUUUGUCAUCAUGGAAAUAUCACAAAGAACGGAUGGUGUCCAAUGAUAUGGGAUACGAUACUUUGUUGGCCUUCAACCCCACCAGGAGAAUUAGCAUCCCUCUAUUGUCCUGAUUACAUCGCAGGAUUCGAUUCUCAGUCAAAUGCAACGAGACAAUGCAUGCCUAAUGGCGAAUGGUUUUGGAGAUUCGACACCAACAGCACUUGGGGCAAUUAUUCGCAAUGCUAUCCUACACCACUAGUCACAAUUGUAAUGAACAUAACCGGUGUUCAUUCGAACAAUAUCACUCUUAUCAAGAAGUAUCUUCCCAUACUGAAAACUAUUUCUAAAGUUGGAUAUACGGUAUCCUUCUUCACCCUGGUUAUUGCAUUUUUCAUUCUUGCUAUUAUUAAGAAAUUGAGAUGUCCAAGAAAUAUGUUACACAUGCACACAUUUUUCUCAUUCAUGAUGCGAGCAUUUAUGGCACUCUUAAAAGAUACCCUAUUCUUAAGUGGAAUUGGUCUUGCUUCGGACAUCAUAAUUAAAAACAAUGAAAAAUAUUGGAUAUUCGAUGAAACAGAAACCAAUUGGCAUUGCAAACUGUUCACCAGUUUUUGGCAAUAUUUUAUAUUAGCCAAUUACUUUUGGAUCCUUAUGGAAGGACUUUAUCUUCAUAAUUUAGUAUUCUUAGCAUUAUUCGCUGAUGCUAAUUCAAACAUAAUUGCUUAUGUUUGUUUAGGAUGGGGAUUACCAGCAAUAUUUGUAACUGGUUGGGUUAUAUCAAGAACUAUACUUGAAGAUACUUUGUGUUGGACAACUAAUGAAAAUCCAUAUUUAUUUUUAUGGAUUCGAAUACCAACGAUGCUUUCCAUAUUAAUUAAUUUCGUUCUUUUUGUCAACAUCGUACGAGUAUUAUUGUCCAAAUUAAAAUGCACCGUAUCAGAAGAAACCCAAAGAUAUAAACGAUGGGCAAGAAGUACUCUGGUUCUGGUACCACUUUUUGGAGUACAUUAUACAGUUUUUUUAGGUAUGUCAUACAGUAUGGGAAUCGAUGAAAAGGUUGAAAUUAUCUGGCUAUUUUGCGAUCAAUCUUUCGCUUCUUUUCAGGGUUUUUUUGUAGCAGUCCUUUAUUGUUUUAUGAACAGAGAAGUUAGAGCAGAAGUUUCAAGGGCAUUGAGAAAUUACAGAUGUCCACGUUUUCGUUAUGAUUCAAGGAAAGGUCCACGUUCAAGUAGUGUAUGUAGUUGCAACACUACAAAAUUAGGAAGGAAACGUGAUAAAAGACCAAAAUGGUUGGCAAAACAAUGGCCUUGUUUCUAUCAUGAUCGCGAGGGUCAUCGUUCAACGCACUCGAUGGCGAGUACACAAGAUAUCGCAACGCGAGGAGGUAGUUUAGCUAGCAGCAGAGGAUACAUGGACAUCGUUGGAAAUGGAUCCAACGUGGUAUCGAUGGAUAAUAAUCAUAAAAACAUUAUGAAUCAUACUUCACCCCUUUGUAGUAAAUACACGGAUCAAUCUUUACUUUCAUUUACCUCAAACGUGUCCGAAUAUUCCACAAAUGCGGACAAAAUUUGUGAACGGCAUAGAUGGAGUGAUUCAGAAUGUUGUCAGCUUGCAUAUGAAUUACAUAAUCUUCAACAUCAAACGUAUCACUGACAAACAGUAUGAAAUUUGUAUGCGUUAAGAAUAAUAUUUGAAAGAAACACGUUUAUUAAUUUCCAUCUGAUCUCGCGAAGUACGUUUUUAAUGUAAAAUAUAAUAUCUAUGUUACGUUCCUCGGUAAUAAAUUGAUUUUGUAAUGAGAGUAUGAUUCCGUCGGAUUUAUUGUAAUGAAAAGAUAAAAGAAAAAGAAAAUAUUAUUAAAAAUUAAUAUUAUCAAUUGAACUAACAAAUAUU